AUGAUUAGAGCAUAUGGACCAAACAUUAUGACAAGUCUACAAAUCAAUAGUUGCAUAACGAUGUUAAUCAAUCAAUUUGGAUUAAUCAAAUUCAAUCGAGAUCCAAGUCUUUUAUAUUCUGCUUGUUGUUCAGUAAAUAUGAUUGUUCAACUUUUAAAAGCCAACAAAAAUUACAUUCAACACUUUAAUAUUAAACAAUUAAUGGAACUAGAGAAUGUAAGUCAUGUCCUUGGAGAAAAGGACGACUCACCUCUACCAUUGGAUUUAGAUUUAUUAACAUUUCAACAAUAUUCAAGAGAUGCUAAAAAUGUAAUGAGAAUGGGAAAUGGAACCAAAGAUGUAAUCAUUGCUCUGACCAAAUGUUAUGAUAAAUAUGCCUAUACAAGACUAGAUUGGACAUUAGAUGAAAAGGAUAAUCAUGCACUUAAAUCAGUUUUACCUUCAAAUUUCUAUAUUUCGAUUAUUACAUUGUGGGUAGUGAUCUUCAACACUAGUACUUUUACUUUCAUCAAUGCUCAACUCUUAUCAAAUAAUGAAUUAAAUAGUGUUAUCUUUUUAAUUAGAUUAUAUGGAUCUACUAUAAGUGAAGAUGAAACAUCGAUUUGUGCAUCAAUGCCAUUUCAAUGUCAAAUAGUUAAUGGUGGUAAACAUAUUACUGAAAUAUUUUUUACAAAUACAGUUUAUACAGCACCAAGUAAUGUACCAGAUCCUGCAAUGAUUGGUUUACAAUUCCCAGAGUUAACUUCAAUGUUGAUUACUGCAGCAACCAAUCAACCUUUUAAUCCAGACAUUAAUUUGUUGACCAAGAUUGGCGGGCUUCCCAAACUGACUACUCUUUCAUUGGCCAGUGAUCCAUCGAUUGUUUCUAUUCCCAUUGGAUUCCUUGCUUCAUUUCCUAAAUUGAACACAUUGUCAUUUAGUUUACUUAAAAAUCUAACCGAUAUUGGCAGGUCCUUGGAUGGUAACCCAAGUAUCGCUACCAUAUCGAUUGUCAGUGGUCUAAUCUCUAAUGCAAUCAUAGAUUCAUCCCUAUCCCUACCCAAUUUGACCAAACUUACAUUGACAAUGUUUUCUAGUCAACCAUUACAUUUAUAUUUUAAUCAAGUCAAUUUUCCACUUUUAAAUGAUUUGAAAAUAUAUGGACAAGGUAGUGAAGGUAUAACAGUACAUGUUGACAAACCAGUUGAAAUGAUUUUAUCAGAGAUAACAGAUACUUCAUCAACUGGUUUUAUUAAUCCCACUAUAGCCUAUCCCCAAUCAGUCAAACAAUUAACAGUUGGAGGACCAUCUUUCCAAAUUAAUCCUGAUAUUACUCAAUUUAUAAAUUUAGAAUCAUUAACAAUUGAAUAUUUUGAAACACCACCAACAUUUACUUCAUACCCGCCAGCUCUUCAAAAUUUAAAAAUUGUGACAGGUAAAUUACAAUCUAUCCCAAAUGUUCCAUUCCCUGCCAAAGCUAAAAUUUUUAAUUUUGAUAGAAAUAUUUUAACUGGAUCAUUACCAACAAAUUUAUUUCAAAAUAAUCCAAAAACACUUCAAUUAAUUGUUGGUAAUAAUCUUGGUAUUGGUGGAUUAAUCCCAGAUGAAUAUUGUUCAAUUGCAAGUUUAAAUAUUAGAAAUACUUCAUUUACUGUUACAGAUAUACCGCCGUGUUUUUGGUGUUAUUCUCCUCAACCUGUACUUUCAACAACAUUGGUAAAACCUACUGACUUUGUUUGUGAUGUUAUAAUUGAUAAUUAUAAUGUAAAUUCUGUACAAGGGUUGUAUACAGUCAGUGGUGAUAGACUAGGUUGGGGUACAAAUGUUGUAGGAUUAGUAUCAGUUGAUCGUCCAAACAAACAAAUGACAUUUCAAAAUAAUAAUUAUGCAAAUGGAAUAUUAGAACAAAAUAUAACAAUUAGUUUUUUGGCAGGCAAUCCAAACUUUACAAAGACAAUUACAGUUACAGAAAUUGGAUUUAAUCCAUUAGAUAUUUCACUUUACAAUUUUAAUGUAAAUGAAUGGAUGGUGAACAUUACAUUUGAUUAUUUAAAUACAGAUUAUUUGCCAUCAAAUAUUUCAAUUAAUGGUCAACACUUGUGUUUACAAACAAAACAUAUCGAUAAAUCAAUGAGUUGUUUGGUUAAUAAUCUACCAAUUGGAAAUCAUACCAUUUUUAUUUCAAAUUCAUUUGUUACUACCAAUUCUUCAAUCAUUAUUUCAAAAGGUACAAUUGUUACAUCAAUAUCAUUGGAACCUUUAACAUACCCACCAAAUAACUUAAUUUUAAAUGGUUAUUUUGGUGAAAAUGUAAACGUUGGAGGAGGAAAUUAUGUUUCAAUUGUAAACAUCAACUCUACUGAAAGUUUUAAUUGUAGUAUAACACAAGCAACAUCUGAUUUUAUUAAAUGUCAAUUUGAUCAAACUCCAUUACCAGGACCAUCAUCUCUGUAUUUGGUUGUCGAAAAUGGAAAUUAUUCAUCCAAUUCUUUACUCUAUAUUCCAUAUCCAAUACCAUCAAAUAGUAUUGAUAAUUGUAUCAAUCGUACAAAUAAUUGUAAUAAUCAUGGUACCUGCGUUAAUGGACAAUGUGUUUGUGAUCAAGGUUAUUUUGAUGAUUGUAAAUUACAAGGAGUUAAUGUACCACCUCAAAUAGAAUUUAUAGAAAAUGAAAUCAAUCCAUCAGCAAUAUUUCAAUAUUUCAAUUAUUCAUUUGCAUUUAAUAUGAUGUCAAUUCAAGAAUUGGAUAUUGAUGAUCAAGUUGUAAUGGAAUUACCAUCGGUUAAUUGGACUAUGAUAGAAAAAUCAAAUAAUAAUGUUAAAACAUUGGAUUAUCGAUUGGUUGUACCAGAGUAUCCACAAUUGAUUUUACUAUCGACCAUUGAAUUUUCAAACUCUCCAAGAACCAUUGUUUUUGGUGGUGACAAUAUUGAAUUGGCUGGUGGGUCAAUCAAAAUGUCUGUCAAUAUAACCAAUUGGCCAUUCCAAAACCUCAUGUCUCAUCUUAGAAUAUUAUUUACAACAACCAUCAACAAUCAACAAGAUAUCGUUGGAUGUGAUGAUUCUAUCAACCCUAUAGAAUCGUUGGAGAAUUCAGCCAACGACGGUAAUCUACAAUACCUUAGAGUUGUACAAGAUGAUAUUCAAUUCUUUGGAAGGUUCUUAUCAUUUAGUGUAUCGGAUGGUAGAAAGACCUAUUCAAAAACAGAAGUCUCCAAUUUAACAAGAACCAAUGACAAGGAAUCAGUGGCAACCAUUGGUAUAAGUCUACCACAAGCCAAAAUAAUAUUAAUGGAUCCUGAUUUUAGUGCAUUAUUAAUUGACCGUUCAAGUUAUGGAUACGGUGAUUCAUGUGGUGGUGGCGAUGGAGAUGAAGACAAAAGUACACAAUGGAAAUUAAUUGUUGGUGUAGUGAUGGGUGUGGUUGGAGCAUCAAGUCUAAUCGUGCUCACCUAUAUCAUAGCUAAAAAACAAACAUCAUUUAAAAUAUUACAAAAUAGUGUUGGAACCAAACUUAGGCGAUUAACUUCAAAAAAUAAUAUUUAUUAUAAUUAA
Molecule: messenger RNA, 3534 nt
Organism: Cavenderia fasciculata
Lineage: Eukaryota; Evosea; Eumycetozoa; Acytosteliales; Cavenderiaceae
Exons: 12
Coding region: 1-3534 (1177 amino acids)
Source: RefSeq, a predicted model, not a curated record